AUGGAAUCGUUAGUUGAUGUAGAUACUACUGUUACAAAGUUAGCCCCUUUGAGGUUUGAUGGUUUUUGUGGUGUUAAUUCCCAGGGUCUCAGCGGAGGUUUGGUUGUAUUUUGGUUUUCUCCGCUUAGAGUAGUUCCUCUUUUGGUUUCUACUAAUGUAAUUUUGUGUGAAAUUUGUACUCCAACUACUAGUGAAAUAAAGCAUAUCCUGUUUGUGUAUGGAUCACCUCAUCCUUCGGGACGAGCUGCUGUUUGGGAGGAGAUUUCUCACAUUUUGCAAGUUUAUUCAGAUAUUCUACUUAUUGCUGACUUUAAUCAGGUAGAAUAUUUUUCAGAUAAGGUAGGGGGUUCUGCACAUAUAGCCGGGUUAAAUGCUUUUCAGGAAUGGAAAAUAGAAAAUAAUCUUUUAGAUGUUCCCUUUUCCGGUCCUUCCUAUAAUUGGACUAAUGGUUGUUCUUCUGGGGAUGCAUCGUUUGAGCGUUUGGAUAAAGCCUAUGCUUCUCAAAAAUGGAUGAUUGAUCAUCCGAAUGCCUUUUUGCUCCAUCAAUCCAUCCUUUUCUCAGAUCAUGCGGUUAUUGUUUAUCAUGAAAACUCCCCUCCUGUUUCUAAACGUCCAUACCGCAUUGAUAAUUGGUGUUUACAGUCGAAGGAUGUCUUUAGGAUUAUUACUGUUAUCUGGGCUAUGAUGCUUCCAGGUUCUCCGAUGCUCGAAAAAAGAAAGAAUUUGAUUCAUGGUCUCAAGGAUUCAAGUGGGUUUUGGACUCAUGAUCAACAGGGUAUUAGUAUAAUGAUCCAAAAUUAUAAUUCUCAGCUAUUCUGUUCCCCUCAGUCUCAAAUUGAUGAGUCGAAGACUCCGGGUCCAGAUGGUUUUUCUUCUGCUUUCUUUCGCUCGCAUUGGUCUACUGUGGGUCAAUCAGUUAUUGAAGCAGUGCAAUAUUUUUUCUAUCAUGGCCAUAUGCUUAGAGAAUGGAAUAGGACCUUCAUCACUCUUAUUUCUAAGGUGGAUCAUUUGGAGUUCGUUUCUCAGUUUCGUCCAAUUGGUCUCUGCAAUGUUCUUUAUAAAUGUAUCGCUAAGUGUAUUUCGAUUCGGCUUCGGAAUAUUCUCCCUCAGCUAGUCUCCGAUUUUCAAAAUGCCUUUGUUCCAGGUCGGCUAUGGCAAGUUGACAAUAGUCUUGUUGCGCAUGAAAUUCUCUCCUAUAUGGAUAAGUUGCGAGGUCGUACUAUGGGAGCGGCUCUGAAAGUCGAUAUGAAUAAAGCCUAUGAUAGGAUCAGUUGGGAUUUUCUAUGGCAAGUUCUUAAGGCCUUUGGGUUUCCUCCGAGUUGGAUUCAUAUAAUUCAGCAGUGUGUUUCUACUGUUUCUUAUCAGGUUUUGGUCAAUGGUAAUCCUACGAAAGCUUUUCGUCCAGUUAGGGGGUUGCGUCAGGGUGAUCCUUUAUCUUCAUAUUUAUUUGUUCUGUGUAUGGAGGUUUUUUCAGCCAUGAUUCGUAAAGCAGAAUCUGAUCGUUUGUUUCGAGGUAUUAAGUCCUUCAUUCGCUUUAGUUCUAACGUUCCGGCUGAUUAUCGGGAUUACUUAGCUGCUUCUAUACAUGUGCGGGUGGAAUCCUCUAUUGGCUCUUAUUUGGGUCUUCUGGUUGAUGUUGGCAGACACAAAUGUAAAGCUUUUCAGCCUUUAGUGGACAAAGUUAUUAAUCGGUUGAGUGGACUCACUUCCCUUCAUCUUUCGUCUGUUGCGAAAUUGGUCAUUAUCAAUUCUAUGCUUGUGGCCUCCUUCAACCAUAUUUUGUCUGUGUUUAAGAUUCCUUCUACAGUCAUAGACAAAAUCAACAAUCUUCUACUUCGAUUUUGGUGGAGAUCUUCUUCCCACUCUAAAGGUAUUGCUUUGGCUCCCUCUUCUCUCCUUUAUAGGCCUAAGGGGCUUGGGGGUCUUGGUCUUCGUCAUCUGGGUAUUUUCAACUCUGCGAUGUUGGCAAAGCAGGUUUGGCGGGUCAUGCAUAAUCCUCAACUUCUUAUUUCUCGUAUUUUUCAAGCGCGGUAUCCUUCUAUCCUGGAUCGUCAUUCUAGUUCGAGGCUCUCUCGUCCUUCUUGGGCGGGUAAUAGUUUGCUGCAUGGGUUCCACUCUCUUCAGUCUGGUCUUACUUGGAAAAUUGGUAAUGGUACCAAGGUUCGAAUUUUUGAGGAUUCUUGGGUUCCGGAUUCUGUUGUGUCCCCUAAGGAUUCUCUUGCUGGAACGGUUCUUCCGCUUCUGGUGUCCUCUCUUAUCCAUUCAAACUCUAACACUUGGGAUUCUUCUCAGGUUCAUAGAUUGUUUGAUUCCUUCACUGCGGCUAAAAUUCUGAGUUUGGAGCGGCCGACUCAGUUAAUGGAUGAUUUCGUCUAUUGGAAAUUUACUAGGGAUGGGAAUUUCUCUACUAAGUCCGCCUAUGCUGCUCUCAUUCAGGGUUCGUUCCCCGUAAUUUAUGAUGGGAAUUAUAUUCUGUCCUCGUGGUGGAAGAAGUUCUGGGCCUUUCCCAUUUUACCUAAGUGGAAGAUGUUUGUUUGGAAGUUGUUAUAUGGAGUCAUCCCUGUGGCAGCCUUAUUAUGUACCAAAGGUAUCCCUGUUGAUCCUUUGUGUGCUUUUUGUCAUACUUCUCAGGAGACGAUAGAUCAUUUAUUUUUACACUGUCCGUUUACUCGUCGUCUUUGGAGUUGUGGUCCUUUGGGUAUUCUUCUUCCUCCGGAGAAUUUCUCCUCGUUUAGCCAUUGGUUUUCCACUCUGAUUACUCACUCUUUGGCUCAUGGAGAUUGGAGUACUCUGGAUUCUAUUUUGGCCUUUACUUGGGCUAUUUGGUGCUGUAGGAACAGUGUUCGAUUUUGGGGAUUAGUUCCUGAUCCCCUUUGUGUAUUCAGGAUUGCCCAAGAAUGGAGGUCUCGAAGUUCCUCGGCUAGAGAUUUGGAUGCUGGGGUUAUUUCUUCUCCUCCUGGGUUUCAUCAUCGCCCACUUUUGAUUAUUCUACGAGGUUCUUUUUCUGAACAGGCUGUUGUUGAUCUACUCUUUGACGGGGCUUGGCAGUCUGCAGAUUGCAGAGCUGGUACGGGUUGGUGCUUUUAUCAGGCUGGAUCUCUCCAGUGUCUUGGGGGUGGUGCUCAGGCAUGUUUUGCUCUUUCGGCUAUUCAAGCAGAGUUGUUUGCCUGUCUCCUAGCUUUGAGGAUGGCGCAAAAUCACGGUUUUGAUCAGAUUCGAAUUCAUACAGACUGUUUGGGUGUCCUCUUUAGUCUCCGGGAUCAUUGCUCAAAGGACAUCUUUGCUAGUUGGAUCUUUCAGCAGAUUGAGGAUAUCAUACCUCUCUUCUCGGCCUGUUCUAUCCAGAAAGCUUCCAGGGAUUUUAUUAGGCCUGCUCAUGAGUUAGCUGUUUCAGCUAGAAAUCGUCAUUCUCUUUUUCUUUCUUUCUAG
Messenger RNA from Chenopodium quinoa (quinoa), 3429 nucleotides. RefSeq lists its product as uncharacterized. Bases 1 to 3429 code for a protein of 1142 amino acids. The record is from RefSeq and is a predicted model, not a curated record. The transcript has 4 exons. Lineage: Eukaryota; Viridiplantae; Streptophyta; Magnoliopsida; Caryophyllales; Amaranthaceae. Gene Ontology annotation, molecular function: RNA-DNA hybrid ribonuclease activity; nucleic acid binding.